Molecule: messenger RNA, 1003 nt
Organism: Pelobates fuscus (common spadefoot toad)
Lineage: Eukaryota; Metazoa; Chordata; Amphibia; Anura; Pelobatidae
Gene: IMP4
Product: IMP U3 small nucleolar ribonucleoprotein 4
Exons: 9
Coding region: 82-957 (291 amino acids)
Biological process (GO): rRNA processing
Cellular component (GO): Mpp10 complex; nucleolus; small-subunit processome
Molecular function (GO): rRNA primary transcript binding; snoRNA binding
Source: RefSeq, a predicted model, not a curated record
UAAGGGAAAGGGAAAGGGCAGCCAAUAGGAGAGCGUGUUACUGGAAGGUGGAGAGCCACGUGAGGACCACCGGCAACCAGAAUGCUCCGCAGGGAAGCCCGGCUCCGCAGGGAGUAUCUCUACAAGAAAGCCCAGGAGGCCAAGCUGCACAGCAUUGAGGACAAGAAGCAGCGGUUAAAGCGAGCUCUAGAAGAGAACCGUCUGAUUCCCACCGAGAUCCGGAAAGAGGCUCUCUCCUUACAGCAGCAGAUAGAGUUUGAUGAUGAAGGCCAGGAAGGUAUUUCCUCUCAUGUGGACAAUGAAUACAAGUGGGCUGGCGUGGAGGACCCCAAAAUCAUGAUUACAACAUCCAGGGAUCCAAGUUCUCGUCUGAAAAUGUUCGCCAAGGAAAUAAAGCUGACUUUUCCUAAUGCACAGCGCAUGAACAGAGGAAAGCACGAGGUUGGCGCCCUGGUACAAGCGUGCAAGGCUAAUGACGUCACAGACCUUUUAAUUGUGCACGAACACAGAGGGAUGCCAGAUGGGCUCAUCGUGUGUCACCUUCCCUUCGGACCCACUGCAUACUUCACGCUCUGUAAUGUGGUUAUGAGACAUGAUAUUCCUGAUCUUGGGACCAUGUCCGAAGCAUUCCCCCACCUCAUCUUCCACAACUUUACCUCCAGGCUGGGACAGAGGGUAUCCAACAUCUUGAAAUACUUGUUUCCGGUUCCCAAAGAGGAAAGCAAGAGAGUGAUCACCUUUGCUAAUCAAGAGGACUACAUCUCAUUUAGGCACCAUGUAUAUAAAAAGACUGAUCAUCGCAAUAUUGAGCUGUCUGAAGUGGGCCCUCGCUUUGAGAUGAAGUUGUAUAUGAUCAAACUGGGCACCUUGGAGAACGAGAACACAGCUGAGGUGGAGUGGCGCUGGCAUCCGUACACAAACACGGCCAAGAAAAGGAAGUUCCUCAGCGUGGAAUAGUGUGUGUAUGUGUGCGUGCCAUGUAAAUAAAAGGUUUAUUUCUAAA